AUGAUAGCACGAGACCCAGCUCCCGAGACCCCCAAGAUGGCCCACGACUCUUUGGUAACCGUUCGUCUCUCUGAACCGGAUCCUAUAGUCCUCGAUUCUCCCAUAGCCAACUCGGUCACCGAUACAGAUCAAACAACACCGACAAAAGACCCAGUCGACGACGACCUCGUUGAGAUUCCUGUAUCCCCUUUAUCACCCAAACCUAGCCUGUUGGAGGACGAUAAGGACAAGAGUCUGGAAGACGAGCCAAAAACUCUGACCAAGGAAGAGACCAUCGAUACAGGAGCCCUACGCAUAUCAAUAGCAAACAUGCCGCCGCCGAUCCUUACAACACGGACGUUACAAGAGGAGCUAGCCGAUGACGAUAACUCAUCAGACGACCAAGAUGAGGUGAACUGGGAGAAACUCGAACGAAAGGAAGAUGAACAAACGAAGGACGAAGAAACAGACAACUCCACGGCGUUGUUAUUGGCCCGGCUUGAACAGGAGAACGCAAAGUUGGCUACGAACCCGAAAAGCGUCAAAGUCCAAGGCGUCGAUCGCGCAACUGCUGAACGCAGUGCAGUCAGCAGACCUCGCCCACCUUCGAUGGCACAGCUUCGUCAAAUGGUUCAAGGACCAACACCGCCUGCUCUACGAUACUCGAUGCUACCCCCGCCUCCCAUGACGGACCUUGAGUUUUACGCUGCCCUCGUCAAAGAUUACCAACAGACCGCUGCACGGCUCCCGACUCUUCUCUCAAAUAAGAUUCGUAAAGGUAUCCCGCCGCCGCUGCGUGGCGUGGUCUGGCAAAGUAUGUCUGGAGCUCGGGAUGCCAUGUUGGAAGACCAGUUUGAUCGGUUUCUUGGCGAGACCAGUCCUUAUGAAGUCAUAAUCGGCAAAGACUUGGGCAGAAGUUUCCCAGGGGUGGACAUGUUCCGCGAUCCAGAGGGUGACGGACAACGUAUGCUAGGUCGCGUUCUCAAAUGCUUCAGUCUCUACGACACCAAGAUUGGCUAUUGUCAGGGGCUGGCCUUUCUGGUCGGCCCAUUGCUGAUGCAUAUGCCCGACAAACAGGCAUUCUGUGUUUUGGUUCGGUAA
Fusarium graminearum PH-1 is the source of this 1080-nucleotide messenger RNA. RefSeq lists its product as uncharacterized. The record is from RefSeq and is a predicted model, not a curated record. Lineage: Eukaryota; Fungi; Ascomycota; Sordariomycetes; Hypocreales; Nectriaceae. The transcript has 2 exons. The coding region runs from base 1 to 1080 and encodes 359 amino acids.